UUUAAAGUUGCUAGUAGAAACGAGGACGCCAUUAACAGGUGCUCUUGUUUGUAAACAUGCCUCCAAAGAAAAAAGGCAAAGGAAAAAAGGGAAAGAAGGGUAAAAAGGGGAAGAAGGGGGGAAAGGGUGGUGAUGAAGCCGGCGCAGGGGGAGGAGAAGUUACGGCUUCCGAACCUAAUGAGAAAGAGACGAUGCUAAAAAAUGAGUUAGAGAAAAUCACCAAAGAGCUUGAAAAUGCAAAGAAGAAUGUAGAAGAUUUACGAAAGGAAAACGAAUGGCUACAACAAGAGGCACAGAAAGUUAGAGUGGAAAGUCAUGAAUACAUGAGCUACAUGGAAAAGAAGACCACCAAACGUCAGACAACGAUUAUCACGCUGAGUGAUCAUAACAAGCAAGAGAUUCGUAACAUUCAGCUUCAACGAGAAGUCAUGGAGGAAGAAUUCAAUGAGCGCGAAAAUGAGUUAAAGAAUCUAUAUCUAGAAAAACAGAAUCUGCUGACAAAAACUACUCAAGAGCUUGGAGAGCUAGGUUCAUAUAAGAAAUUACAAACGGAGCAGACAAAGAGUAUCCAGAACCUUGAAAAGGAAAUUCAGAAGCUGCGUUCGAAGCAUUCGGAGACGAUACAGCAGCUCAAGGCGCAGUUCCUGAAGGACAAGCGACGCUACCAAGAGGACUCCGAGAACAACAUCAACACGCUGCAGCGGGAGGCUAACAAAAAAGCCAUAAUGUCAUUGACAAGCCACACAAACAGCAUCAAGACGGAGAACCGGCAGCUUCGUAAGGAGCUCCUGGAGCUCAUUCGGAAGACGCGCGCGCUACAGGAGCACAAGGCGGAACUAGAGGACCAGCGACGUCAGCUGCUCCGGGAGCAGCAAUACUCGGACGAUCUCAAGAAGCUGCGCACCACCCGACAGCACAAGGUUUUCAAGUCGUUCGGACUCUUGGGCGAAAGCGAGGGGGAUGGUGACGAGGCAAGCGAGACGAAAUCGCGGUCAGCGUCCAGCGGGUCUUAAGCAAUGAAGCAUUUGCAUUCAUAUUUAUACUUACAAGUUAAUUAUAAUUGAUUAAUAUUAUAAUAAAUCAUUAU
Dreissena polymorpha is the source of this 1087-nucleotide messenger RNA. RefSeq names its product coiled-coil domain-containing protein 153-like. NCBI's taxonomy places the organism in Eukaryota, Metazoa, Mollusca, Bivalvia, Myida, Dreissenidae. The transcript has 7 exons. The coding region runs from base 57 to 1013 and encodes 318 amino acids. The record is from RefSeq and is a predicted model, not a curated record.